Molecule: messenger RNA, 102 nt
Organism: Heterostelium album PN500
Lineage: Eukaryota; Evosea; Eumycetozoa; Acytosteliales; Acytosteliaceae
Exons: 2
Coding region: 1-102 (33 amino acids)
Source: RefSeq, a predicted model, not a curated record
AUGGGUGCUUCAGAUAACUUUAUGCCAUCUGCCAUUCCAUCUUUGGAAUCAAAUGUUAUGAUCAUUUGCGGUAUUUUGGAUUUCUUCUUAUUCGAAACUUAA